Molecule: messenger RNA, 633 nt
Organism: Miscanthus lutarioriparius
Lineage: Eukaryota; Viridiplantae; Streptophyta; Magnoliopsida; Poales; Poaceae
Source: the annotation of a GenBank genome assembly
AUGGCCUCGUCGCCCGCGAGCAGCUACGACUGCUCCUUCAAGGUCCUGCUCAUCGGGGACUCGGCCGUCGGCAAGAGCAGCCUCCUCGUCAGCUUCGUCUCCGCGGCCCACAUCGACGACGACAUCGCGCCAACCAUAGGGGUGGAUUUUAAAAUCAAAUUUCUCAGUGUGGGUGGGAAGAAACUGAAACUGACAAUAUGGGACACUGCCGGCCAGGAGAGGUUCAGAACAAUUACCAGCUCUUAUUACAGGGGUGCUCAUGGGAUUAUUCUAGUUUAUGACGUUACAAAAAGGGAGAGUUUCGCAAAUUUGGCUGAUGUGUGGACCAAGGAAAUAGAGUUACACUCAACAAAUAAGGAAUGCGUCAAAAUGCUUGUUGGAAAUAAAGUGGACAAGGAUGAGGAUAGAAUGGUGACAAAAGAAGAAGGUCUUGCAUUUGCACAAGAAUGUGGAUGUCUCUUUGUCGAGAGUAGUGCUAAAACAAGAGAAAACGUGGAGAAAUGUUUUGAAGAGCUUGCGUUAAAGAUUCUUGAAGUUCCCAGUCUCGUGGAGGAAGGUUCUUCGGUUGUUAAGAGGAACACUCUGAAACAGAAGCAGGAGAAUGCAAGCCAAAGUGGAGGAUGCUGUCAGUAG